AGCCUCGGCGGCAUCUCCACGUACCACUGCCUCGGCCUCCUAAUGGUCGUGUUCGGAGUACUCUCGAUGCUGCUCGCAGGGAACUGUGUCAAUGGGCAAAUCGAUGGCUACAUUGCUGGCGAGGACUAUCCAGCGUACGAUGCGGUGCCCAAGGGUCUGGCCUUCAACUGCCAGGGACGCCAGCCUGGCUACUAUGCGGACACAGAGACGCGUUGUCAGGUCUGGCACUGGUGCCUCCAUUCUGGCCAUCAGUACUCCUUCCUCUGCCCCAAUGGCACUGUCUUCAAUCAGGCCGUUCGUGUGUGCGAUUGGUGGUCGAAUGUGAACUGCGCCAGCUCCGAGCAGCUCUACCAGAACAACGAUGAACUCUACCGCAUUCCAGAGCGCAAGCAGCAACAGCAGCAGCAGCAGCAGCAACAGAACGAUGUAUGAUAUGAGGCCGAUGAUGAGUAUAAGAUUGGGACAGCAAAUGGAACCAGAGAGCGGGGCGGCAGACAGCGGCAAUUUCAGCAAGCACAAUACAAUAUCAAUAGCAACAGCAACAGCAACAGCAACAGCAACACUAUCAACACCAGCAGCAGCAGCAGCAGCAGCAGCAAUAACAGAAUCCUAGAUAGCAGCGACUACAAUAAAAUGACCAAAAAUAGUUUUAGAGGUAGCAUGAGAUACAGUACCAAUCCUCAAUCAACAUACUCAUCAUCACAGCAGCAGAAGCAGCAGCAGCAGAAAGAGAAGCACCAUCAGCAACAUAAUUCUAGUAAAGGUAAUAGCGAAAGGAAAUCAAAGCCUAGCAGUAGCAAUAAGCAGAACAAUAGGGGUAACCAUAGUAGAGUAGAGAGCAACCAAACUAGAUCUAGGAAUCGCACCACUAAUCGCACACAUCACAACAACAGCAGCGGCACCAGCAGCAGCAGCAGCACCACCACCAGCGGCAACAGCAAGAAUCAGAAAAAAAAGAACAACAGCAGCAACAAUCAGAAAAAGAAGAACAACAGCGGCGGCAGCAGCAGUAGCAGCAGCAGUCCACGUGGCAUGCAGCGCUACAACACGAAUCAAUUCGAAAACGAUGCAGAGCUCAAGGACUACAAGAGCAAAAUCAAGAACAAAUACAACAUCGACUAUGAUCAUUCUUUAGAUGAAGAAUAUGAAAUAAUCGAGGCCAUUGAAUGA
Messenger RNA from Drosophila persimilis, 1170 nucleotides. RefSeq lists its product as uncharacterized. The transcript is spliced from 3 exons. Gene Ontology annotation, molecular function: chitin binding. The record is from RefSeq and is a predicted model, not a curated record. The annotation marks the transcript as partial. Lineage: Eukaryota; Metazoa; Arthropoda; Insecta; Diptera; Drosophilidae. Gene Ontology annotation, cellular component: extracellular region.